Molecule: messenger RNA, 1098 nt
Organism: Acanthochromis polyacanthus (spiny chromis)
Lineage: Eukaryota; Metazoa; Chordata; Actinopteri; Pomacentridae
Product: tumor protein D54-like
Exons: 9
Coding region: 40-687 (215 amino acids)
Cellular component (GO): cytoplasm
Source: RefSeq, a predicted model, not a curated record
GGUGAUCACAGUGACUGUAGGUGAACCACUAAUAACUCAAUGAUUCUGCUGCCAGACAGACUGGAUGGAGACUGUUGGCAGAGACUAGACAUAAAGCACUCCCAGGAGAAAGUGGCAGCAAUGAGCCGACACGGUUACAGUGGGGCUUCUUCAUCCGUUCAUUUCUCUUCAAGGAUAAUAGACAAUGGAUGCUCACCCGCAGAUCUAACACAGGAGGAUGUAGAUAAUCUGCGUUUUGAACUUGCAAAGGUCGACGAUGAAAUCCACACCUUGAGGCAGGUGCUUUUGACUAAAGAAAACUAUGCAGCAGACAUCAGGAGGCAGCUGGGCAUUAGUCCUCUCAGCAACAUCAAACAGAACCUGUCCAAAGGCUGGCAUGAAGUCCAGACCUCAGCACCAUAUCUCUCAGCCUCCGCCACCCUGGAUGACAUCAGCCACUCCAACGUAUACGUGAGGACACGGGACAGUCUCUCUCAUGCAGGCCAUGUGACAUCUGCUGCCCUGUCCUCUAUGGGGGUGGCCAUCACCAGGAGACUGGCAGAGAUGAGACGCUGGUGUGACGUUGCUCAUGUGUCUGUUUUUAUCUUCCUGCUGCCAACUCCACAGAGCUCUGCCUCUUCCAAGCCCACCACGCCACACCAUCAGUGUCCCGACUAUGAGACAUUCCAAUACAUUCAAAUCUUUUGAGGAAAUGGCUGGCAAUGUGAAGGAUAAGAUGACUGGCAGUCUGACAAAUAACGGAGACACCGCUGGGUUUGAAAGAAGAUCUGCACGGCACACCACAUGAGAUGAACCUGUGUGACAUCCCACAGAGAAUUAUUUUCAUAUCUCCCGUGUCUGUGUGAACACCGUAUGUCCACUGUUAUUUCUGACUGCUAAUUAAUACAGAGUGACAAAUAGAAUGUAUUAUGUUUGUAAUGUAAACUUAUUUUGACAGUCCAUGUAAAGAUACUAUUUUAAUUUGUAAUUCUCAGUAUGUUUCAUAAAUGUAAUUUAUUUUUAAGUGUGAGAGCAGGAAAUUUAUCUUCUGAAGUCAGCAGUAUUACCUAAAGUAUUUUUGUAAGUUACAAAUUUUCAAGUAAAAUCAAUACAAUGGUG